Molecule: messenger RNA, 5352 nt
Organism: Bicyclus anynana (squinting bush brown)
Lineage: Eukaryota; Metazoa; Arthropoda; Insecta; Lepidoptera; Nymphalidae
Gene: GCS2alpha
Product: neutral alpha-glucosidase AB
Exons: 21
Coding region: 172-2952 (926 amino acids)
Biological process (GO): carbohydrate metabolic process; N-glycan processing
Molecular function (GO): alpha-glucosidase activity; carbohydrate binding
Source: RefSeq, a predicted model, not a curated record
AAAAAAAUUUUGUCGAGCGAAAUUCCUCCACGUAACGCAGGCGUGCUAUUAUUUAGAUUUUAGUCGUUUUUCAUUUAAAUUACACCCGAAUAGAGUAAUGUGGGCUUAAAGAGGAUAAUUUCUGGCUACCUUAUCAUACUCACUGCCAAGGAAAUAUUAUAUACGAUCAGGAUGAAGGCCUUAAGUCUUCUUCUGAUCGCGGCUUUGGGAGUUAGUGGGGCUUUUGCCGUCGAUAGGAACAAUUUUAAAACAUGCGAACAAUCGGGGUUUUGCAAACGUCUCCGAGCUUUUAAGCCAGAAAAAUCUCAGUAUACUUUGAAUGUGGACAGUGUUUUUGUCCACGGCAACGUUUUCUCAGCGGAGGUGGUUACUGUUGAUUUGGAGAAGAAAAAUAUUCUGUGGCGCUAUGCCCUGAGAUUGUCGGCCCUCGCAGAUGGCACCUUCCGGGUGGAAAUGGAUGAGGCUGACCCUCUUUACCCUCGGUAUAGGACACAGAUUGCUCUUGAGGACGAACCUAAGGGUGAUGGCUUGAAACUGAUAUCACAAGAAAAUGGGAAGUUAACCCUAGCCAACACCCAGGGUCACAAAGUGAUUAUCACAACAGAGCCCCUGAAAAUUGAGUUUGUAGAUCACACCGGUGAAGUGGCAGUGGUGUUGAAUGAGAACUCUCAGCUGGUUGUGGAGCCCCUGCGGGUGAAGACGGAGAAGAUUGGUGAAGAUGAUGAACAGGGGAAUGCUGUAGAAGAGCCAGAAGGCACAUGGGGAGAGAACUUCAAGGGUCAUCAUGACAGCAAAUCGCGCGGCAACGAGGGCGUGUCGCUCGACGUCGCCUUCCCUGGCGCUAACCACGUCUAUGGUAUACCGGAACACACAGACAACUUCUACCUGAAGACGACGACGUCCGGCGAACCCUACCGUCUAUACAACUUGGACGUGUUCGAGUACGAACUUGACAGUCCCAUGGCCAUAUAUGGCGCUGUGCCCGUGCUAUACUCGCACAGUGCGAAACGUUCAUCGGGCGUGUUCUGGCACAACUCAGCGGAGACGUGGGUCGACAUCGUGAACUAUAGUGAAGGCAACGUGGUCUCCUCGCUCGUCAACUUCGUCACCGGCGGACAGAAGCAACGGGUUGACGCCAGAUUCAUCAGUGAGUCCGGCAUCGUGGACAUAUUUGUGCUGUUGGGAGAAAAACCGGCAGAUGUGUUCAGGCAAUACACCACUCUCACGGGGGUCGCACCUAUACCACCGAAAUUCUCGCUGGCGUACCACCAGUCGCGCUGGAACUACAACGACGAGGCCGACGUGCGUGCCGUAGACGACGGCUUCGACCAGCACGACAUCCCCGCCGACACGCUGUGGCUCGACAUCGAGUACACCGACAAGAAGAAAUACUUCACAUGGGAUGUGGAACGCUUCAGACACCCCACUGAGAUGGUCGCCAACCUCACUGCCAAGGGCCGUAAACUGGUGGUGAUUAUAGACCCUCACAUCAAGCGAGAAGCUGGUUACUUUGUACACGAGGACUGCACUGAGAAGGGCUACUAUGUUAAGAACAAGGAUGGCAACGAUUAUGAGGGGUGGUGCUGGCCCGGUUCGUCGUCUUACCCGGACUUCUUCAACCCGGAGGUGACCAAGUACUAUGUAGAGCGGUACCGGUAUGAAAACUUCCCCGGCACCAGCAAGGAUGUGCACAUAUGGAACGACAUGAAUGAGCCCAGUGUUUUCAAUGGUCCUGAAAUCACGAUGCCCAAAGAUUGUCGUCACUGGAAGCCCCCUCAGGACGGACAAGACGGACUCGCCGCAUACUGGGAACAUAGACACGUCCACAAUGAAUACGGGCAGUGGUACAUCAGAGCCACGCAGCAGGGCAUGUUGGCGCGCUCGGACGGCAAGUACAGGCCCUUCAUACUGACCAGGUCCACCUUCGCUGGUACACAACGUUAUGCAGCAGUGUGGACAGGAGACAACGCCGCGGAGUGGGGCUUCCUGCAAGCGUCCGUGCCCAUGUGCAUCUCCCUCGCGACUGCCGGCAUCAGCUUCUGCGGCUCCGACGUCGGCGGCUUCUUCAAGAACCCCGACGCGGAGCUGAUGACCAGGUGGUACCAGGCGGGCGCGUACCAGGCGUUCUUCCGCGCGCACUCGCACAUCGAGACGAAGCGGCGCGAGCCGUGGCUGUUCGACGCCACCACGCUGGCGCGCAUCCGCGACGCCGUGCGCCGCCGGUACGCGCUGCUCGACUUCUGGUACACUCUGUUCUACGAGCACAUGAUCGACGGUCUGCCCGUCACGCGCCCGCUGUUCCAGGAGUUCCCCAAGGAAGAGGCCACAUUCACCAUCGACAAUCAGUAUCUAUUGGGUGACAAGCUGCUCAUCAGGCCGGUGCUGGAGCAAGGCGUGACGAGCGUGAAGCUGUACCUGCCGGCCAAGGAGACCAGCACGCUGUGGUACGACGUGGACUCGUACCAGGUGGUGACGGCUAAUGGAUGGAUCAAUUUGGAUGUUACUAUCACUAAGAUACCGGUGUACCAGCGCGGCGGCACCGUGGUCCCGCGCAAGGAGCGCGUGCGGCGCGCGUCCGCUCUCAUGGCCAACGACCCUUACACGCUCGUCGUCGCUCUGGACGCUAACAACACAGCUCGCGGCACCGUGUACAUAGACGACGGAGAGACGUACGAGUACAGGUCCAACAAAUACAUCUACGGCAGCUUCGACUACCAGCCCACCGCCUUCACUUACAAAUUCAUCAACGAAGACGCGAACUACCCAACUCGCUCCUGGGUGGAGCGCAUAGUAAUAGCCGGCAUCAAAAACGCCCCCAAAUCCGCCAAACUAGUCCAGGGGGGCAAACAGACCCCCCUCCAGAUGACCCUCCACAGGGGCAACGACGUCCUUGUCGUGCGCAAACCCGCUGCUUCUAUGGCUAGUCCAUGGGAAAUACAAUUCACAUAUUAAAUUUUAAACAAUAUAUUUAUAGUGAAUGUAUUUUAGUUUAUGCUUGGACAGUUCGAUAUACUUAUUUAUAUAAAUUCACUGGCUCCUAGACUAUGAUAAAACUGACCAGAGGGCCUAGUGGCAGUUUGAUACUGUUACUAUCGCGUUAACGUAAACGCAAUUUCUAAGGAAUUGAAACAGCGCUAUCUCGUGACACUAUUGACGACCUCCGCGGCGCAGUGGUAUGCGCGGUGGAUUUAUAAGACGGAGGUCCUGGGUUCGAUCCCCGGCUGGGCCGAUUGAGAUAUUGUUAAUUGCUCCAGGUCUGGCUGGUGGAAGGCUUCGGCAAUGGCUAGUUACCACCCUACCGACAAAGACGUACCGCCAAGCGAUUUAGCGUUCCGGUACGAUGUCGUGUAGAAACCGAAAGGGGUGUGGAUUUUCGUGCUUCUCCUAACAAGUUAGCCCGCUUCCAUCUUAGACUGCAUCAUCACUUACUACCACGUGUGAUUGUAGUCAAGGCCUAACUUGUAAAGAAUAAAAAAAAUAAUAAAAAAAACUACUACACAACUGUUUCAAUUCCAUAUAAAUUCGCGUUUACGUCAACGCGAUAGUAACAGUUUGGAAAUAUUGAAAACUCCCAAUAGGCACACUGAGUGUCUCAUCAGUGAUGAAUUUUAAGUGAAUAUUAUGUAUUUUUUGGAAUACACUAGGAUUGAGAUUUUCUUAAUUCCAGCAUGGCUAGUUACCCUACCGGCAAAGACGUACCGCCAAGCGAUUUAGCGUUCCGGUACGAUGUCGUGUAGAAACCAAAAGGGGUGUGGAUUUUCAUCCUACUCCUUACAAGUUAGCCCGCUUCCAUCUUAGAUUGCUUCAUCACUUUCCAUCAGGUGACAUUGUAGUCAAGGGCUAACUGGUAUAGAACAAAAAAAACAUUCAUUCUGAUUUGUUAGCCCUUUAUAUAGGUGAGUUUUUAAGAAGAGCAUAGUAAUGAAGACUUAUUAUUUUAGAAUAAAAUAGCGUCAUAAAUAACAUAAAUUUUACAUGAAAACGAAAUAACUUUGAAUGUUCUUCUAUUAAAAAAAAUCUAAUUAAACUCUCGUCACAGAUAUUUGCAAUUUUAUUGAACGAUUUGCUAUUUUCCGAAUUAUAUUAAGGUGUGAAUGUCAUAAAGCUCCUCUUAACAUAAAUAUUUAAAUAUGUAUAAAUGAUGUGUAAUAAAUAUUCAAUACAGAACUAGACAUUUUGUAGAUAAAAAGUUCAUCUUUGUAAAAUGAUAAGUAUUUGAAACAUGGGAUAUGAAGAAUUUUUUUUUUAAUUGCUUACUACAGGGUAGGCAAAGAUCAGUAACCAUACAGCAUAUUCAGUUUUGAUUUAUAUAAUCUGUGUCAAGGAAUUGUUCAAAAUGCUUGGAACUUUAUUGGUGUACUAAUGUGAAAUAAAAAAAAACUAUUAUUCCAAGAGUUACUUUACAAUAAAUUGGUAAUUAUUAUAGAAAUUUUUAUUUAUAUGUCAUGAGGCUACACAUUUGUUUAAUAUAAUUACUUCGCACAACAUUACAAUUGACUAUAAGUAGCGACGCCCAUAUUGUAAAAAUUCAAUAUGGCGGCUAAACCAUAGACAACUAUUAAUUGAUUAUGCAACACGGCUAAAACUCACGUGAUAUUACGUCGGAGUAUGCCCGACUAGCAGUCAGUUUGGAUCGUGCCGCGAUGCAAGCACCAGCUCAUGACUAAGGGCCCCGUAUGGGUUCGAAACUAGUCGGGCAUACUCCGACGUAAUAUCACGUGAGUUUUAGCCGUGUUGCAUAAUCAAUUAAUAUGAAUAACACUCACGAUAGUUUAAAUUCUAACAUAGACAACUACUUACUCAAAGAAAUUAUUGUCGGUUUUGAUAGUAUCAACUCAUAGUUCAGGGUCUUAUUUAUUUUCAAGCUUUGCCAUCAUGUAUUCUAUAUUUAUGUGUAUCAAUAAUAACCAAGCAGGUAUUUUUAGUAGCGCAAGGAUUUAUUUUAGUGAUAUUAUGAAAUAGUAAAACUUAAAUAUUAAUAAUUAAAUAAUAAAAUCUUUUUAAAUGUAACAACUAUUAUUAUGUAAUAGAUAUUAUUUAUUACUUACCUACGUUUUCAUCUACAAUAUAUUUGUAUAUAUUUUUCUUUCUGAAAACAGUCUGAAACCUUUAUAUUUCUUACAUACGUGUUAAUACGUUAAGUACUAUCGAGUUUUAAAGUUUUGCUACAAAAUAUUUGUUUUAAAAAUAAAAGCCGAAUAAAAAUUAUGUCAAAUUCAAGACAAUUACACACGCCAUUUCCUUUUUAGAGCAAAUAUUUUGUCAUUGACCACGAACCUAGUUAAGUAUGGGUUCUUGAUUUUUACAAUCCACGUUUUGUGAUUAUGAAAUAAAAUUACAAUUUUAAUAUUU